Dicentrarchus labrax (European seabass) is the source of this 2284-nucleotide messenger RNA. RefSeq names its product fatty acid desaturase 2 (gene fads2). The coding region runs from base 452 to 1828 and encodes 458 amino acids. The record is from RefSeq and is a predicted model, not a curated record. The transcript has 13 exons. Gene Ontology annotation, cellular component: membrane. Gene Ontology annotation, biological process: lipid metabolic process. Lineage: Eukaryota; Metazoa; Chordata; Actinopteri; Moronidae. Gene Ontology annotation, molecular function: oxidoreductase activity, acting on paired donors, with oxidation of a pair of donors resulting in the reduction of molecular oxygen to two molecules of water.
GGGUCACAGUAUUUCUCUUCGGACUUUGUAUAAUGGAGGAAACUGUAAAAAGCGACGCGCUCCCGCAGACUGUUUCCGUCUGAGCGCACAGACGACUCUGUAAUAUUCAGAUGAGCUGUUUAUUGAGCCUAUUGCACAUCAGCCAGCGGUCUAGGAUAUACUGUACGCCGAUUGGCCCAGAAACCCUCGAAUGAUCGGCUCGGAAUUUGUACUGAAUGAGUGGGUGAAUGAGUCCGUGAACAUAUUGAGGAGGACAGAGGAUGAAUUUGGGGAUGUUUACGGUUUAAAAUGGAUGUGAACGGAACGGGAGCGCAUAAAGUGAGCCGGUGUGUUAAUGUGUCUGAACCCCGAGGAGAGUAGCCAAAAUCUGAAUAUUUGUGUCAAACUUGUGGCUGGCUGGAUCUUUUUAGUGUAGGCUUCAGGUGGAUCCAGGCCAGAGACAGCAGUGAGGAUGGGAGGUGGAGGCCAACUGACGGAGCCAGGAGAGUCGGGCAGCAGGCGAGCUGGAGGUGUUUACACCUGGGAGGAGGUGCAGAGCCACUGCAACAGGAAUGACCAGUGGCUGGUCAUUGAUCGAAAGGUUUAUGACAUCACCCAUUGGGCCAAAGGGCACCCAGGAGGGCACCGUGUCAUCAGCCACUAUGCUGGAGAGGAUGCCACGGAGGCCUUCACUGCUUUUCAUCCCAAUUUAAAGUUUGUGCAAAAGUUUCUGAAGCCCCUGCUGAUUGGAGAGCUGGCAGCAACAGAGCCCAGCCAGGACCGAAACAAAAAUCUUUACAGGAUGUUUCUAUUUCUGCCUUUCUGCUCUCAGGCAGCAAUUAUACAGGAUUUCUACACUUUACGUGCGCAGGCAGAGAGCGAGGGUCUGUUUAAAGCUCAGCCUUUGUUCUUCUGCCUCCACCUGGGUCACAUCCUGCUGUUGGAGGCCCUCGCCUGGCUCAUCAUCUGGCUCUGGGGAACCAGCUGGACUCUGACAUUUUUGUGCUCGAUCAUGCUGGCAACUGCUCAGUCGCAGGCCGGAUGGCUGCAGCACGACUUUGGCCACCUGUCUGUCUUCAAGAAGUCCAGCUGGAAUCACAUGUUGCACAAGUUUGUCAUCGGUCAUCUAAAGGGAGCCUCUGCCAACUGGUGGAAUCAUCGGCAUUUCCAGCAUCACGCUAAACCCAACAUCUUCAGUAAGGACCCAGAUGUCAACAUGUUGCACAUCUUCGUAGUUGGAGCCACUCAACCAGUAGAGUAUGGCAUAAAGAAGAUCAAAUAUAUGCCCUAUCAUCACCAACACCAGUACUUCCUUCUUGUUGGACCACCGCUGCUCAUUCCAGUUUACUUCCACAUUCAGAUUAUACGCACCAUGAUUUCCCGCCGUGACUGGGUGGAUCUGGCUUGGUCUAUGUCUUACUACCUUCGCUACCUGUGCUGUUAUGUACCCUUGUAUGGCCUGUUUGGCUCGUUGGCGCUCAUCAGUUUCGUCAGGUUUUUGGAGAGUCACUGGUUUGUGUGGGUGACUCAGAUGAAUCAUCUGCCGAUGGACAUCGACCACGAGAAGCACCAUGACUGGCUGACCAUGCAGUUACAAGCCACCUGUAAUAUUGAGAAGUCCUCUUUCAACGACUGGUUCAGCGGACACCUCAACUUUCAAAUCGAACACCAUUUGUUUCCUACAAUGCCGCGCCACAACUACCACCUGGUGGCGCCGCUGGUCCAUGCACUGUGUGAGAAACAUGGGAUUCCUUACCAGGUGAAGACGAUGUGGCAAGGCCUUGUUGAUGUUAUCAGGUCACUGAAAAACUCAGGGGACCUCUGGCUUGAUGCAUAUCUCCAUAAAUGACCAAUUGUAUUCUCUACCCUGUACCUAAAAGGAGUGAUGUUUUUCUUCUCUUCUGCAUCAUACAUUGAUUGUAUCAGUUUGGUUUUAUAAUCCAGUUGAUAGUGUGGGAAUGAUCUUUUCUUAUCGUUGGUGUUAUAGUUUAUAGUCUUUUCAGAUUCUGUGCAGUAUUUUUAGUGCUCACAGGAUUUUUCUCUAAAUUGCCUUACAGUAUCUUGAUCAUCAGUGGUAUGGUGUUAUCAAUACAAUUGUGAAAAUUGAUUUGUGAGUUAUUUAAGGUGAUGUUUUUUUCUUUAUUUACAAUGUGAUACAGUUUGAACAAUAAAACAGACAAAUUACACAUCCUGUUUUCCUGUUUAACUGAGGAUGAAAAUGUUCUCCACUUAAUUAAAUUUUCUUCUUUCUGUCAAACUUCUUUACUUGCAACUCUACGUCUUACAAUAAAGGAACUGUAUUGAC